UCGCCGACAAUCCUCUUCACUGGAAAAACUCAACUUAGUUCUCCAAGGACAAAUACCUGCUGCUCUUUUGUGAGGGUGUGUUGGUGAUCAUCUGCAGCCAUGUGUGACCAGACGUUCGUGGCGGCCACUUUUGGCCCAUGUGAAAGUUGUGGGAAUGCCAGUCCUCUUAUGAACAUCUACAUUAAGACCGACCCCAUCAACUACUGCUCCUUCUGUGUGGAGAUGAUGGCUUGUGAGGGGCUCCAGAGAGGGGAAACCCUGGCCACACUGAAGAACGAGAGCCAGAGUCUGAAGAAGAGGCUGGACGAGGAGCGGAACAAGCUGAACGACGUGGAGUUGCACCAGGUUGCUGAGAAGGUCGAGGUGUUGGGUGCUCUCUCCAUAAAGACCAAACGUGUGCUGAAGGGUCAUGGGAACAAGGUGCUGUGUAUGGACUGGUGCAAAGACAAACGUCGUCUCGUCAGUUCCUCUCAGGAUGGAAAAGUGAUUGUCUGGGAUGCAUUCACUCUUAAUAAGGAACAUGGGGUGACGCUGCCAUGUACAUGGGUUAUGGCGUGUGCUUAUGCUCCCUCAGGCUGUGCUGUGGCAUGUGGUGGCUUGGAUAACAAGUGUUCAGUGUUCCCGCUGUCACUGGACAAAAAUGAGAACUUGUCUGCAAAGAAGAAGUCUGUCGCCAUGCACACCAACUAUUUAUCAGGAUGCACCUUCACCAACUCUGACAUGCAGAUCCUGACCUCCAGUGGUGACGGCACAUGUGCCUUGUGGGAUGUGGAGAGCGGACAGCUGCUGCAGAGUUUCCAUGGUCACACAGCUGAUGUCCUGUCCCUGGACCUCGCCCCGUCUGAGACUGGAAACACUUUUGUCUCUGGGGGCUGUGAUAAGAAAGCCAACGUGUGGGAUAUGCGCUCUGGACAGAACAUUCAGUCCUUUGAGAACCACGAGUCUGACAUCAACUGUGUGAAGUACUAUCCCAGCGGAGACGCAUUUGCAUCUGCUUCUGAUGACGCCACAUGCCGUUUCUAUGAUCUGCGAGCUGACCGUGAGGUAGCUGUCUACCAGAAGGACAGCGUCAUAUUUGGUGCUUCCUCUGUGGACUUCUCUAUGAGUGGACGCCUACUCUUUGCUGGUUACAAUGACUAUACUAUCAAUGUGUGGGACGUUCUGAAAGGAUCUCGUGUCUCCAUCCUGUAUGGCCAUGAGAACCGCAUCAGCAGGGUCAGAGUUUCACCUGAUGGCACUGCGCUCUGCUCAGCUUCCUGGGAUAACACCUUACGGAUUUGGGCCUAGAGUUUUGGUCAGAGAAGACAGCGCCAGCAUCAUGUGACAGCCAAGACUGCAAGACGACUGUGGAGUGUGUUCAUACAAACCUUCAGUGUGACAGAAUGAGAAUAAAUCAUUGUAUCAUAACUGUAGGGUUUUGAACAUUUGAACAAGUUUGGAUUCGUCAUCUUCGUUAUUGUUAGCUUGAUUAUUGUUAUUGCUAAUAUAGUGGGAAAUAACAGUGAGUAUAAAGAGCGAAGAUGACUUGUAGGAAUCAGCAGCAUGUGUCUGCUCUGCCAUGUAGACCUUCAGACAAUAUCAGUGAUUAUCUUGUAAAUUAUGUGCAUCAUCUCACUGUGACCUGCUACACCUGUCCAAAAUCACACCGUAGGUGUGUACACACAGUUAUUGUUGUUGUUAUUAUCACACUGCCAUAGACAUUGUCGCGGUUAUCCAAAAGAAGUUUAAAUGUAGCCACAGGUUUUUCUUAUUUCAACAUUAAUAAACCUCAAC
This is a messenger RNA of Larimichthys crocea (large yellow croaker), 1773 nucleotides long. It is a transcript of the gene gnb5b, whose product is annotated as guanine nucleotide binding protein (G protein), beta 5b. NCBI's taxonomy places the organism in Eukaryota, Metazoa, Chordata, Actinopteri, Sciaenidae. Bases 100 to 1287 code for a protein of 395 amino acids. The record is from RefSeq and is a predicted model, not a curated record. Gene Ontology annotation, molecular function: protein binding. The transcript is spliced from 13 exons. Gene Ontology annotation, biological process: signal transduction.